Molecule: messenger RNA, 1221 nt
Organism: Plasmodium coatneyi
Lineage: Eukaryota; Apicomplexa; Aconoidasida; Haemosporida; Plasmodiidae
Exons: 1
Coding region: 1-1221 (406 amino acids)
Biological process (GO): translation
Cellular component (GO): mitochondrion
Molecular function (GO): ribosomal large subunit binding
Source: RefSeq, a predicted model, not a curated record
AUGGCACUCUCCAAAAGGAGCACUCUGUCGAAGACGGUGCUGUGUUACCUGCUCUUUAUGGCUCCUCUUUGCAGCAUCACCACCAAUACGAUCUGUCACGGGUUCAUUUUAAAACGCACACCCAAGUUAGAAGCAUUUCUAACUCGUGGGGAUAGCACAAAAAAAGGUCUCCCUAACGACCAUUCACGAAUGAACAACUUCACGAAGAGGAGCAACGCACAGAGGAAGAAUCACAGCACAGUUUAUGCACAUGGGAAGAAGAAGGGAAAAAACAAAGAGGCGUUACACCAGGUGCGCGAAAUUAUAAACAAGCAAAAGUCGUCUACGGGGGGUGAGGGGGAUGAUGAGGAUGAUGAAGAAGAUGAAGACGACGAUGAACCGGAUGAUGGGGUGAAAGGAAAAGGGACCUAUAACCCCCACGCAGGACAACAAAAAAACAUUCAGAAAAACCAAAAAGGAAACAUUGCAAAGGGAACAUCGGGGGGAAAAAACAAAACAGCAGACCUGUACCUGAGUAAUAAUAUCAAAAUAAAGUCUAGUUUAAAGGAGGAGGAGGAGCAGGGUGACGAUGUUGAAUUGGAGAGGGAUACGGACUCGGAAGAGGACGCCCUCACGGAAGAUGACCCCUCAAUGGAAGACACCUCCCCCGAGGAUGAAGACGAACAGGAGGAGGAACCCGUCACAGAAGAAGACCUAAACGCCCUAAACAAAACAUGCGCCGAAAAAAUGGAAAGCGUUUACAACUACAUAAAGAAGGAGUCCUACAGAUUUAAUCUAAACAGCAUAUCCAACACCAUGUUUGAAAAUGAAAAGAUAAAAAUAAACGACCAGAUACAUAUAAUUAAACACAUAAGCCAUAUUAAGAAGAAGGAGAAUCUAUUUGUUAUCACUCCGUAUGACCCCUACUAUGUGAACUUCAUAUACAACCACUUCGUGAAGGAAUACAAGGAAUUGAAGUUCUACGUGAAGGACAGAUCGGUGUAUGCUGUUGUCCCCCCUCUGUCGGAAAACCUAAAGAACGAAAUUAGGAUAAAAAUAAAAGAAAAAAUUGAGGACUCCAAGGGGACCUUGCGAAAUGUGAGGAAACAGAUGAUGACAAAACUGGAGAAGGUCCGAAAUCGAAUUGGGAAGGACAUUUACCACAUGCAGAAAAAUCACAUACAGAGUCUGCACGACCAGACACGCAAGCGUAUCGAGGCCAUCCUCAACGACCUCCGCUGA